AUGCUGGGAGCCUGUCGCCCACACUCCAGCGCUGCCCUGCUCUCAGCCGUCCUCCUCCUGCACGUUCAGGCUGCAGUGGCCGUGAAUUUCCAGGUGCUGGUUCCCGCCGGCCCCCUCUUCGCCCCACUGGGGGGCACCGUGCUGCUGCCCUGCCACCUCUCCCCCGCGCUCAGCGCCCAGGCCAUGCAGGUGAAAUGGAGCCGGCUAGGCCAGGACGUCCAUGUGUACCUUCCGGACGGGAGCGAGGUGCAGGGUGAGAGGUACCGGGGCAGGACGGAGCUCCUGCGGGAUGGGAUCCAGAGAGGCAGCCUGGCCCUGCGGAUCUGGAACCUCACCCUGCGGGAUGAAGGGCGCUACCUCUGUGACUUCCAGUCCAACAACACCGUUGGCAACGCCACACUGGAGCUCCGUGUGACGAGCUCCGGCUCGGACCCCCUCCUCCAUAUUGGUGGAUAUGACGGCAAGCAGAUGAACGUGACAUGUCUCUCUGUGGGGUGGUACCCGAAGCCAAAGGUGCUCUGGAGAAAUGGCCACAGGGAGAGACUGACCCCAUCUAAGGAGGAAAAAAUCUCCAGAAACCGGGGCCUCUUUGAUGUCUCCAGCUCCGUGGUAGUGACUGAGCAGUCGGCCCCAACACUGAUUUGUGCCAUCAGACCCGGCUCACCUGGCCCGGAGAAAGUCUCAGCCAUUCUCAUCUCCGAUGAGUUUUUCCCCCAAGUCUCCUCUUGGAAGGUUGGCCUCUUCUUGUUCCUGUCAGUGUGUGUUUGCCUCCUCUUCUUGCCUGCCUGCUACUUAUGGAGGGUUCAAAGAGCAAAAAGGAAAUCCUCCAAUUUAACCACAAAGAAGUGAUGGAUCCUUCGAUACAGGAGAAAGGAAAUUCCUACGGUCCUGAAAAAGAGUCUUUGGUGGGGAGUCACAAUGGUGGAAGCUGAGUGGACUGGAAGGAGUCAGGCCUACCAACAUGUCUGCCACCCCCACCGUCUCCUGGGAGUCCGGGAUCUACCAUUACACUGUGGGGCCCGCACCGUCCUGAUCCUCAGUGCGGUCCAGCCAGAUUGACCCAGACGACACUACCACCUCCACUGGCUUUGGCUAAAUCCUGAAGAGCAUCUGGGACAUGAGACUUGGGUCUUUGCUGCCACCUGGCCCCCCGUGUGUCCUUUUCCUUCCCUCCUUAUUAUUUCUCUGUCCUAUUCCUCUCCUUUUGCCUUCUGUUUAAUGAGAGUCUGGCUUAGUUGCCCAAGACUGUAUAUUUUGCAAUGCUGCUGUGAGCCCAUGACCAGAGAGGCAGCUAAAAGCAAUGCCCUAAACUGGCCCAAGGUCUCGGAGUGGCUGAUGGGACCAUGUGCUGGGCCUGUGUUUCUCCAACAGUGAGUUUGUGAGUGCGAGUUAACGCUAGAGACAGAAGCUGCAUUUUCUCUCUCGGCUGUUCUUUCCUUUCCUGUCUUGAGUGUGUUUGUCUUGUUUUGUCUUAAAGGAAGCAGGAGCAGAUUCUAGCAACAACAGCUUCAGACCAUCUCAGCUCAACUUUUGUCUAUUCCCGCAAAUGGACAGUUUAAUACCCUCUGUAAUACCAGCCGAAGGAUUGUCAAACGGCCAGAACUCUCUCCAGUGAAAGGGAAAGGGGACAAGGGAUGUUGUUACAACAAAAAUCUCCCUUAAUAGUUUACAUUUCAAAGGCUGGAUCAUUUUCCCUUCUUUUCCUGUCUCUUUAAUAAAAGGUUACACUGAUUUUUAAGGGUGGUCGUUGCCAUGGGACUAAGCAGGCCGAGGUCUCUGCCCUCGGAGCCCCAGCCUGUGUUGAACUGUUUCGUGUUGGACAGUGACAGGGUCAUGCUAACACCUUGGAAUCUCUGGCCCCAUUUCUUCCAUCGAAAUUAGCACAGACAUGUGGGAACUGAGGCUAUGUCUACACUACUGCGGUAAGUCGACCUAGGCGACGCAACUCCAGCUACAUGAAUAACAUAGCUGGAGUACCGUAGGUCGAGUUACCGCAGGGUCUACACUGCGGGGGGUUGACGGGAGAAACUCUCCCGUCGACUUACCUUACUCUUCUUGUCGGGGGUAGAGUACAGGGGUCGACUGAAGAGCGAUCUGCUGUCGAUUUGGGGGAUCUUUACUAGACCUGUUAAAUCAACCUCCAGUGGAUCGAUCUCAGAGCAUCGAUCCCAGCCGUAGUGUAGACCUGCCCUCAGAUAUAGGCCCCUUUGGCAAGCGCAGUGUCAUGGAAUAGUGCCCCCUUGUGGACUUUCCCAGCAUCCUGACCCAGCCGCGGUUACAGUAGAACCUCAGAAUUAAGAACACCUCGGGAACGGAGGUUGUUCAUAACUCUGAAAUGUUCGUAACUCUGAACAAAACGUUACGGUUCUUUCAAAAGUUUACAACUGAACAUUGGUUUAAUUGAAGGGUUAAAAUCCAUGUGCAUGUUAUAUAACAACCUGGUAUAUGAAUUAUGCCAGCUCUUUUCCAGACCCAAAGUCCAGAGUUUGGUCUGGAGACCAGAGGCCUAGCUAAUAGUGAUCAGCUAAGAGAAAGCUGGGGUAAACAAAAUAACAUUGCCUUUGCUAAGAUAUGCUUGGUCAGUAGAAAUGCCAGAUGUUAAGGCAAUAACUGAAUAAUUAUGUUUCAUCCAAUGUUUCAAAUUGAACAAAGAAUCCCUGUUCCUAUUGUGUUUCUCCUGAAGGGAAAACAGUCUUCCCACAGAUCCAACCUUGAGUUUAUGAAAAAUUGGCACAUGUCAGUAUAAUGAUAUGGCAUCCUUCCACCUCCCUUCCCAGGGACCAAUGCCCUGCCUUAAGGCAUAAAGGAGACAAUCUGUAUUACCAUAUCCUUUCACUGUUUCUUUGCUUUAACCCCUAGGAAUGUACCUGUUGAACAAUCAAAGAAGUUGCUCCAUUCCUAUGGACCCCAAAUCAGAAUUCAACAUAUAUAUUUUAUACUAAUAACAUUUUAUCAAAGUAUUAAUUAAAUGUUAACUUGCUAAUUUGAGACCAUGGGCGGAGACAUUAUGUAACCUUUUAACCAUUGGCUAAUGUGCUAUCUUGUCUUGCUGCAAAACCUAUCCUGGGGUGUGAAACUGCCUACCCCGUCACUUUCCCCCACCCAUGGAAAAUCUAUAUAUUUCAUUGUAAUCAAUUGAUUGACAGUGUCUCUGAGCCUAAUAAGCCAGGUGACACUCCGCCAGCGCUGUGUGUAAUAAACCCCUAUGCUUUGACCUCUA
Emys orbicularis (European pond turtle) is the source of this 3220-nucleotide messenger RNA. RefSeq names its product butyrophilin subfamily 3 member A2-like. Gene Ontology annotation, biological process: T cell receptor signaling pathway; regulation of cytokine production. The transcript has 5 exons. The coding region runs from base 1 to 849 and encodes 282 amino acids. NCBI's taxonomy places the organism in Eukaryota, Metazoa, Chordata, Testudines, Emydidae. Gene Ontology annotation, molecular function: signaling receptor binding. Gene Ontology annotation, cellular component: external side of plasma membrane. The record is from RefSeq and is a predicted model, not a curated record.